UGAUUCUACUUUUUCAUACAGUUGUAAACAUAAAAAAAAAAGAGCAAAACCGAUGGGAACUCCGGAUACUACAAGAGAACCAUGUCCCGACCGUAUCUUAGAUGAUAUUGUCGGUGCGUUCGGCAUGGGUAUAACCGGAGGAUCCGUCUAUCACUUCAUCAGAGGAAUCUACAACUCUCCCGCCGGCGCUCGUCUCUCCGGCGGCGCACAGUAUGUACGUAUGAACGCUCCUAAAGUCGGAGGAAGCUUCGCCGUAUGGGGUGGUCUGUUCUCGACCAUGGACUGUGCCAUGGUGUACGCUAGACAGAAGGAAGAUCCAUGGAACUCUAUCAUUGCCGGCGCCGCCACUGGAGGUCUUUUAUCGCUGCGCCAAGGCUUCCGCGCGUCUGGUAGGGCGGCUUUGUUCGGAGGUGCGAUUUUAGCUCUCAUACAAGGAGUCCAGCUGAUCGCUGCAGACAAAGUCGCGAGUGCUGCGCAGCAACAGCAGGUUUUCAUGGGUGAAGCGGCCUCGUUACCACCUGCUCAGGUUUAUGGACGGUCCGUGCCUGUGCCGGAGACUUCAUCUGCUUCGGAGGCAGGGUCGGGAUCUUGGUUUGGAGGUUUGUUUGGGAAAGGGAAGCAGAAGGGGUCUGAGGAUAAGAGUGGGAGCAAAACUCAGGUUCUUGAGAGCUUUGAUGCGCCUCCUGUACCAACUUACGAGUUUACCUAAUCUGUCUUGGACUUUUUUUUUUUUACUAAUAUAUAAGUUUUAGAGCUUAAUAAUUAGUUUCUAUGAUUAUUAUUCUGCAAAAAAGGCUCGGUAAGGUUUUAUAAUCUUUUUAGUUGUUGACUUGGAUUAUUAUAAUGUAUGGUUGUAUGUAAAACUAGAAGUUAUUAUUACAUAUUGUCUGCACUCGUUCUGAAAAAAUGGCUCAGUGUUUUUACUGAAAUUAAGAAAGUAAGGUGAAAGAAAAGUGAGAAGUGAAGAAAUUAUGAAAAAGUAAACAUAUGUCUUAGACGACCGGAUAGAGCUAGUGUGAUCAAAGUAAAUCGACAAUAAUGUUAGUAAGUUAAGAUAGAUAUACUACGACAUCACCGAGAGAUAUAUAAUAGUAUUGGACAAUGUUGAUUUGUAACUAGUUGAGCUUUAAAGGAAGUCAUGGUCUUUGUUGAAAACUGCAGAAAAUUGCAGAUUUUUCUUCAUAUUUCUUUUGUUCUGUUCUUGUUCAAAAAGAAAAGAGAGGAAAGUUUAGUGUAUAUAUCAGUAAGAGUGAGUAACAGAAGUAGAUAGAGA
Brassica oleracea var. oleracea is the source of this 1273-nucleotide messenger RNA. RefSeq names its product mitochondrial import inner membrane translocase subunit TIM17-1. The record is from RefSeq and is a predicted model, not a curated record. The transcript has a single exon. Gene Ontology annotation, biological process: protein import into mitochondrial matrix. Gene Ontology annotation, molecular function: transmembrane protein transporter activity. The coding region runs from base 53 to 709 and encodes 218 amino acids. Gene Ontology annotation, cellular component: mitochondrial inner membrane; TIM23 mitochondrial import inner membrane translocase complex. Lineage: Eukaryota; Viridiplantae; Streptophyta; Magnoliopsida; Brassicales; Brassicaceae.